This is a messenger RNA of Penicillium vulpinum, 1110 nucleotides long. Its product is annotated as glycoside hydrolase family 16 protein. Gene Ontology annotation, biological process: fungal-type cell wall organization; carbohydrate metabolic process. Gene Ontology annotation, cellular component: fungal-type cell wall. The transcript is spliced from 2 exons. Lineage: Eukaryota; Fungi; Ascomycota; Eurotiomycetes; Eurotiales; Aspergillaceae. The record is from RefSeq and is a predicted model, not a curated record. Gene Ontology annotation, molecular function: hydrolase activity, hydrolyzing O-glycosyl compounds; glycosyltransferase activity. Bases 1 to 1110 code for a protein of 369 amino acids.
AUGAGAUCAUGGUUCCCGUUCUUCCUUUUGGCCCUGACCACUAUUGCCAGGGUCAGCAACGCCGAAUACACUGGAACAGAGUGCAACCCAAUCAACAAGACAUGCAGUGCGGAUCCCGCGCUCGGAACUGAGCACACAUGGCUGUUCAACUCAACCAUUGACAGCGAGCUCUGGGACAUGAAGACCGGAACCCUGGACUACACAUCCGAAGGAGCUGAGUUCACCAUCCAAACUGAAAACGCCUCGACUCUCCUAGUAUCCAACUUUUAUAUCUUUUUCGGUGUGAUGGAAGCGCACAUCAAGAUGGCGAAGGGAGCCGGCAUUAUCAGCAGCGUUAUCCUACAGUCGGACGACCUCGACGAGAUUGACUGGGAGUGGGUUGGUUAUAACACGAGCGGAGUGCAAUCGAAUUUCUUUGGCAAGGGAAACACAACCACGAGUGACCGGGGCGGAUAUCAUGCGGUUGCAAAUGCAGAUACCGAGUUCCACAACUACACCACGUACUGGGACAAAGACCGUCUUGAAUGGUGGAUCGAUGGUGACUUGAUGCGGACAGUGAAAUACUCUGAGCCAUUGGCCGUGUAUGGCAAAAACUACCCCCAAACGCCUUGUCAGGUCAAGGUUAGUAAUUGGCCGGUUGGAGUCAAGGGACAGUCGCAAGGCAAUCUCGAUUGGGGCGGUGGUUUGGUUGACUGGUCUGAUGUUCCGUUCACUAUGACCGUAUCAAAGAUCCGCGUUCAGGACUUCUCCACUGGAAAGGAGUACAAGUAUACCGGGCAUACGGGCACGUAUGAGAGUAUUGAGGUGGUCAGUGGAAACUCAACCGCCCAAACACAACUUGACAAGGAACCAGCCAAGACCCUGUCCCAGAAAUGGGAUGAUCUUGGCUCAGGGGCUCAUAUCGGUGUGUACUGCGGUGCGGCUGUUGUUGGUGCUCUUCUCAUUGGCGCCUUUGUAUUCUAUUGUUUGAAGCAACGCCGGAGCGGUCGUCUACAACGCGCCUUGAACGAUGGUGCAUACAGCGCAGAGCUCACGACGUUAGAGGAGUCGAAGUUGAGAUGGAGACAAAGUGAACUGCGUAGCAAAGGCAGCUAUCAGGCGGUUCCUUAG